CAGAUACGCAGGAACCCCUUUUACAAUACACUGCAAUACGAGGACAAUAAUCUAUCUAUGAGCGCGUAUAAAAGCGAUCCAUUGCGUUCAAUUACUCAUACGGUUCACAGUCUUGUUGCCGACGACUUCUCAAUCAUGUAUAAGCUAGUGAUCUUCGCUCUUUUUGCCUUCGCAUAUCACAGCGAGGCUAAACACUUCAGCAGGUGUGAGUUGGUACAUGAGCUGAGGAGACAAGGCUUUCCUGAGAAUUUGAUGAGGGAUUGGGUGUGCCUCGUGGAGAAUGAGAGCAGCAGAUACACGGACAAAGUAGGUCGCGUGAACAAGAACGGUUCCCGAGACUACGGACUAUUCCAGAUAAACGAUAAGUACUGGUGCAGCAACGGAAGUACUCCCGGCAAAGACUGCAAUGUCAAAUGUAGUGACUUGCUGAUUGACGACAUCACCAAGGCAUCGACUUGCGCCAAGAAGAUAUACAAACGCCACAAGUUCCAAGCGUGGUACGGAUGGCGCAACCACUGCCAGGGCUCCCUGCCUGACAUCAGCUCCUGUUAGAUAUCUCGUCAGUGAAGAUCAGAGACAGUCCUGAAACCCAUCGUAAAUAUUUCCACCUCCUCAGUAUCUUCUAUUCCUUUAAUUUCGCAACAGUUUAAAAUUAAUUCGCGGAUCUACACCACUUGGUCUUCUAAAAUGAUUGCCGCUGUUUGGCCUGGUUUACAGAAGUUGCAGUUGUGAAAGAGGGAUACUUCCACCUUUAAGCAUGUCGUCCUUGGUUACAAGCCUUUGGCGAUAUGGCUCAUUUAAAUUCAAAUCUCGCGCGCACUAAACAUGUAAAACUGUUUUUACACUCAUCUUACCUAGAACCGGCUCUGAUCUUAUUAAUAUAUCAUGUGCUAUAUUUUAGAAGGUGGAUAUACAAACGCCUGUUUAUUCUCGAAACGCUUAUUUAUCGAAUAAAUAUAUUUUUAUACAAA
Molecule: messenger RNA, 971 nt
Organism: Manduca sexta (tobacco hornworm)
Lineage: Eukaryota; Metazoa; Arthropoda; Insecta; Lepidoptera; Sphingidae
Product: lysozyme
Exons: 3
Coding region: 58-552 (164 amino acids)
Molecular function (GO): lysozyme activity
Source: RefSeq, a predicted model, not a curated record